Messenger RNA from Cynara cardunculus var. scolymus (artichoke), 1244 nucleotides. Its product is annotated as RNA-binding protein 1-like. The transcript is spliced from 7 exons. NCBI's taxonomy places the organism in Eukaryota, Viridiplantae, Streptophyta, Magnoliopsida, Asterales, Asteraceae. The record is from RefSeq and is a predicted model, not a curated record. Gene Ontology annotation, molecular function: mRNA binding. The coding region runs from base 142 to 882 and encodes 246 amino acids.
AGAUAUAAAGCGCAACCGUGCCGUCGCAAAUCUCUUUCCUUCCUUCUCGUCUCUUUCCGGCCCUUAGAACGCCGUAGUCAGCGAGUGCUGCUUUUGUUCUUCUUCAUUCUCAGCAUCUGAUUUCAAUUCGAUAUCCCAAAGAUGAAUGAUUCUUACUGGAAAUACGCUGCCGCUGAAGGUAGGCAGCAGCAGCAGCAGCAGCCACCACUUCAACAACUCAUCGGAAAGCGUCCCCGUCCCGAUUACGAUGGUCCUGGUGGUCGUGACUUGCCAAACUAUUUUGCUCGUGAGGAUGAGAGAGGAACUCAACUAGUGGUUAAAGAUUCUGAUACUAUUGGUGCAUCUUAUGACCGUUACCUGCGUGGCACGCAAUUUCCAUCAUAUGGUGGCAUUGAGCCUGCUAGACCCAUGAGCACAGGACUUGGUGGUCGUCUUCAUGAAGAUCCUCGCAUGAUGGGAAUGGGCCUAGGGGGGCUGGAUUCUACAAUAGCAGCAACAAAAGGUCGAGAUGCAGGGAUGGUAGGUGGGAGGCCUGAAAUCUCUUUGCCUCCUGAUGCAAGCAAUACACUUUUUGUGGAGGGUUUGCCUUCAAAUUGUUCACGGAGAGAAGUGGCUCAUAUAUUUCGUCCUUUUGUGGGCUACAAAGAAGUACGACUUGUGACAAAGGAAUCCAGACAUUCCAGUGGGGAUCCGUUGGUACUUUGUUUUGUUGAUUUUGAGAGUCCAGCUGAGGCAGCUACUGCUAAAGAUGCACUACAAGGUUAUAAGUUCGACGAGCAUGACCGAGACUCGGUCAGCUUAAGGCUGCAAUUUGCUCGCUAUCCUGGUGCAAGAUCAGGUGGUGGAGCGAGGUCAGGUGGCGGAAAUCGUGGAAGGCGUUGAAUAUGCAGCUUUACAGGAUCUAUGCAUGUCGCAAAAAUAUAUGAUGAGGGUGGGUUACAACGUUAUGAUGAAUUACAUCUCUCCUAUUGGGUUUCCAGUUUCCUUAGGACCAGAUGACUCGAGUGGGUUGCGAUUUUCGAGCGGUGGUUGCACACAUUUGAAGCUUUGUUAUAUGCUAUUAACUUCCGUUUCGUGCCUGAGAGCAAUGUUUAAUUUAUAUUUUUUUCACUGCGAAGGUUUGUGCAUUUUAGAUUAGGGUAUUAUGUUGUGACUUUAACCUAUGAAUGUUGCAACUAGUGAUAUUGGGAAUUCGUAGCCUAUUGCUUCUUUGGAGUUUCACUUGUGUUCAAUUGCUUUUCACA